Messenger RNA from Nicrophorus vespilloides, 7540 nucleotides. It is a transcript of the gene Ubr3, whose product is annotated as E3 ubiquitin-protein ligase UBR3. NCBI's taxonomy places the organism in Eukaryota, Metazoa, Arthropoda, Insecta, Coleoptera, Silphidae. The transcript is spliced from 18 exons. Gene Ontology annotation, biological process: protein ubiquitination; ubiquitin-dependent protein catabolic process via the N-end rule pathway. The record is from RefSeq and is a predicted model, not a curated record. Gene Ontology annotation, cellular component: cytoplasm; ubiquitin ligase complex. Bases 646 to 6450 code for a protein of 1934 amino acids. Gene Ontology annotation, molecular function: ubiquitin protein ligase activity; zinc ion binding.
CGCGCGCGCUUCAAGUUUUGCGUGUGUGCUCUUAUGUGUGUGUGUGAGUGCGUUGUAUUAAUUUUUUGGUUCCGUGAGUUUUACGUGGAUUCUUUUGGCCUGCCGUUCACGAUGGCCGGACUAGACGGGAAGACGAACACGAAGAAGUGACUGAGGUGACUGAAGUAAUUGUUCGCAUCGUUGUCGUGAAAUAGGCGCGCCGCACCGUUCGUUCAUUUGUUAAUCAUUCUUCUGGUCUUGGUGAUCAUCGUGCAGGCAGCCAAGCAGUCAGACGACAGGUGACUUGAUCGGUGGUGGAUGAUGCAGUGUCAUAAUUAACGGUUGAAUAAUACGAAUAUGUGCGUUCAAGUGAAGAAAUAUUAGCCACAAUCUAUUGCCUCUAGUGUGUGAGUGUGUAGUGCGCGGACACACGAAAUACCUUAUUUUCUCUUUCGUUUAGACUUAUUUGUUGUUAGUUUUUUUUUGUUGUUUUUAAUUCUGUUCUCACCUUGAUUAUCUAUCAUCUGUCGUUGACGUUCUUAUAUUUUGUAACAGCAGUUCCGCGGUGCACUUACCCGUGUGUGUAACUGUCUGUCUGUCUGGCUGUAGCCUAUUCUUCUCCUAUUUCGGUGACACGUCCAAGAUCAACGGCGCUUAUGAGUUCUGAUGGCGUCAAAAGAUGAUUUUGAGGUGCGCGUCCUGAUCUCGAAAGGGAAGCGAGCGGCUGCUGCAUACGUGCACGCAGAUUGUGCAAACAACGCGGCCCCACGACACCUGAACGAAGUGCUCGAUAACCUCCUGAACCCGUCGAAGGCGAUCGACGAAUGGGAGGCGAUAGAUUGGUGCAAGUGGCUCAUCGCCGGCGGUCGCACUCCAGACGAAUUCGCAAGCACAGUGAGGACGUUCGACAAUGCGACGACGUGCGGUUUAGUUUGGACGCCAAACUUCGUGGCCUACAGAUGCCGCACCUGCGGGAUAUCGCCGUGCAUGUCGCUGUGCACGGAGUGCUUCAAGAAGGGCAACCAUCAGCGACACGAUUUCAACAUGUUCUUGAGUCAGGCGGGCGGUGCCUGCGACUGCGGCGACACCUCGGUGAUGAAGGAGACAGGAUUCUGCGAUAGGCACGGACCCAACAAGUCCGUGAACACCGGGAAGGCUCCUUCCGAUCUGAUGUGCGUCGCCCAGGCGAUGAUGCCGCGAAUCAUCAUGCGACUGGUGCUGCACCUGCGAGAGAACAGCGUCUACGGUAAUCCGGACGCGUACAAAUGGGCGAUCAACGAUGCCGACGCCUUCAUCACGAUGCUGCUCGACUUCAACAACAUGGGCGGUCUGAUGCGCAGGGUGAUGACGUCCGCCCUCACCAAUCCGCAGAUGUAUCGGGUGCUGAACGAACAGCCCGACCCGCUACCAGAGACAGAUUACGCCCAGUUCCUCGCCAACUCGAAGAAGAUCUACCAGGAGGCACUCAAGGGUCUGCCGAAUCCGGUACCGCUGGACGAAUACAAAGAUUGUCCCUCCUUGCAGGAGAAUCUCGUCCAUAAGACUUUUCUCGAGGAGCUCGUUUUCUGGACCGUAAAAUUUGAGUUUCCUCAGAAAGUCGUCUGCCUAUUGCUCAAUAUGCUUCCCGACGCCGAUUACAAGGAAGCAUUGACGCGCGCCUUCGUCCUGCACUACAGUCGCAUCUCGAUGAUGCUGGAGCGAUCCGCCGAUCCGGAUACGCUCAGCAAUCGGGUCGUCCACGUCAGCGUUCAGCUCUUCUCGAACGAGGGCCUCGCUCUGCGGAUGACCGAGCAGCUAAACCUGCUGCACGUCAUGGUCGUAAGCCUCAAGUACAUGAUGAGCAAAAUCCUGAUUCAGAACACGCUGCACGAUCCCGACAAGAAUUUCCAUUACGUCGUCGACUGCGGUAGACCCGUGAUGAAGGAACACUGCUAUUGGCCCCUGGUCUCCGAUCUGAAUAACGUUCUGUCCCAUAGACCCGUCGCUCUCAGAUUCAUGUCGGACGAUUCGCUGCUGGAGAUGUGGUUCACCUUCCUAUCAAUGUUUCAAGGGAUGAACGUUAACCAGAGGGAGUUGAAUCAGCACGUCGAAUUCGAGCCGACCACCUAUUAUGCCGCUUUCAGUGCUGAAUUAGAGGCGAGCGCGUAUCCAAUGUGGGCGCUAGUUUCACACCUGGUUGAUGCCAGUACCUCGUCCCUCACCAGAAGGGUGCUGACUUCCUGCUUGGCUGCUCUGCAAGAGUGGCUCGAUGCCAUCAAUUAUACGAAUCCUGUAGUGAGCGACAGCUUCCAAGUGUCCUUUCAUCUGCCGCUGCAUCGUUAUCUGGCCGUGUUCCUGUGCCAGGCCGUAGCCAAACAGUCGAUAUCCCUGAACGAGGUUCUACCCUCCCCCGAGACGCUGCACCUGCUGAUGAUGCAUCCGCUCCGAGUUCAGGUAGCCUUUUACGAAAUACUGAAUGGGCUGUGGGUGCGAAACGGUCUGCAGAUAAAGGGACAGGCGAUGACCUACAUCCAGUCCAAUUUCUGCAACUCCAUGGUGGACGCUGAUCUGUACCUGCUGCAGAUAUGCUCCACGCGCAUCCCGGCCGAAAACUUCCUCAAUAUCGUCAUCGAAAAGUUCCACGUGAAGGAGUGGAUGAGCGUCGCCCCUUAUCAGGCCCCGCAAAACUCGUACCUGGAGGGUGAGCACGACACGCCUAUGCUUGAGAGCUUCCUCACCUUUCUGACGACGCUCGUCAGCGUGCGCACUAACCUCGGACUCUUGGAGACGGACGUCAAUCGAUUGGAAAUGAUCACGCUCCUGUGCAUGGGCGACAAGACGCACUCGCAGCUGAUGGAGCUGAUGCCCGAACGAUGCGGCACCUCGCAGAGUCGCGACUUUGAGGCGCUCCUCGCGGAGGUUGCCGACUACCGGGCGCCCGCCCUCGAAGCCACCGGUAACAUGCAGCAAGGCAUGUACGUGCCCAAGUCGCAGAUCUGGAAGCAGGAGUACGAUCCCAUCCACGUCCUGCUGCGCGCCGUCCAUCGACGAGACUUUCAGACAAGCAUGGAUCGAUAUACAGACGAUGCGCGGCAUGGGUUCAAAUUGAAGACGACGGUCAGCAGCCUGUGGCCUCCUUUCAGGGAGCCAUCCAAGUGUGGCGUCGCUUACGAGGAUCCCCGGAUGAUUCUGAGGUCGCGCGUCUUCCACACGGUCGCCCUUAUCGUCCUCUACAAGGCCAUGCAGAAUCACGUCUCCGAGCACGUUCUCGCACUGAUCGUAUUCCUUCUCGAGCAGGCGAUACAAAUCAACGAAUCAGAGGCAAAGAAUGAGGCAUCGAGCAUGUGCACCAGCGGUUCCCAGCCUCACCGUCCACUCAACGACAUGGAUCUGACAAAUUGGUUCGCGACGGACAGUCUUUCCGAAAACCUGCGCACCGUCAUCGGCCGCGUUAUCCUCACACCGGAACCGGAAGUGUCGCCCAUCACGUACAGCUCAGAUAGCAGUGAUCUUGAAUGGGAAAAUUCCGAGAGUGACAUCCUCAUGUUGGAGGAUGGCACCUGGAACAAUCCAGGACCGAGCACCCAGCCCAGCAACAUUAUGAUGCUGGUGCCGACGGUGCCCAGGAAUCUGCCCAUGACUACGAUGGCACCGAUGCGUGCCAUCCAACCGGCAGAAACAACACCUACCGUUGCGAAUGUCGUCGCCGUCGUCCCUCCUCCUAUGGCGACGUCAACUACGGAGGGUGGCGAAAAUUCUUACGCGGUCGCCCUUUCCUCCAACGUUAGCGUCAUGAGCUCAAGUACAAAUUCUUCGAGCAGCAGUUCGCAUCCUGCGUUACCUGCACCACCUCCGCCGCCUCUCCAACAUCGCGCCAUCCUCGAAGCAACGAACAAUGAGAUUCUGGCUGGAAUGACGGCAAUCGCCGGUCAGCUUUCGGCCUCAUCCUCGUUGGCUGUGAGACCGUCCACUUCCUCCUCUCUGGUGCCCACGCGCCGCAAGGGUCGCGGCAGUCCCUACUACUGUCGCAGACAGGGCAGCGUCGAGGGAGGCGGAUCAACAUCCAAUAAUCCACCUAGCGUUAAGAUCAACGAGAGCGUCGUGUCUCUUCUGCUGAAACUGCACUCGCAACUCGCCGGUGUUCCCGACAGCUACAACGUCGAUGAGGCGGCGGAUCGUCGAAAUCCGGUCGCGUUCGGCGACGGCACCUUCUACGUAGCACGUUUACUCGACCGAAUCGCCGGCAUGGAUCAGCAAUGUAAAGACAGCAUUCAGGAGACGAAGAAUCGCCUCUGGCCCAAGCAGGAGGAAGGCGAGGAAGAGCAGAUCCAACGGGAGAACAAGGAGCGCGAGGAGCGGAGGCGUCGCGCCAAGGAGCGUCAACGCCAGCUGAUGCAGGAAUUUGCCAACAAGCAGAAGCAAUUUAUGGAGAGCGCGAUGGAAACGGAAACGGAAAACAGUAAAAUGGAUUGGAGUCCAACGAGCGCCGAAACCUCGGAGCCCAUGAAUCAAGAGUACGAUUGCGUCAUAUGCAAUCAGAGCUCGCCGAGCACCGAGGAGAGGCCCAUGGGUUUGGUGGUUCUUGUGCAAGCAACCAGCGUGAUGGGACACAGACGAAGAGCACCGCAUCCCGAACGAUCUACUCUGCCCACCUGCGAAGAGGAGAAGGAAUCUCUAAAGACGGACGACACGCUUCUCUCUGAUUUUGAUAGGCGGUGCGAAGAACUGAACAGAUACUUUGACCCCGAGUCCUGGCUUCUGUCCAUCAACAUCGGCUGGGAAGGCGGCGUUCACGUGCAAACAUGCGGUCACCACCUGCAUCUGCACUGUCUCAAAUCGUACCUCUAUUCGCUCAGAUCGCAGCAGCGGCAACAGAGUUUGGCUCCGGAUAAGGGUGAAUACUUGUGUCCGCUGUGCAGGCAGUUGGCAAACUCGGUGCUGCCGCUCUCGCCGCAAUUGGGCGAAUGCUCGCAGAUGGUGCGAUCGCGACCCUCCAGCAUGGCCGACGUUCUCAACGAACUCGGCGAUUUCCUACGAGAAAACGAACAGACACCGAGCACAUCGAAUUUAUCGGAAGCCAUGGGCAAAGCGAUGGAGGACAUGACGAGCAGCACGCAGCUCAAGGCGAUGUUCAAACCGCAGACGGACAAACCGUCACACCAAAGUCUGUUCCUCUUUGUGACAUCGAUUGCGCGCACCAAUCUGGAGGUGGAGCUGGUGCAACGAGGCGGAUCGUUGGUCACGCUUACCGCAGAACCGCCCAAUCCACUUCUUCCCAAACGAGACUGCAUUGUUCCUCUGCUGCACGUGCUGGCUGUGCACGCUCGCGUUCUGGCCCUGUGGCCGGCAUCGAUGACGUUCCAACAGUUGUGCAGGGUUUCCAUGGUCAACGCUCUUGCCCCGAUCGAGAAGGAGGUUCCUCUGCUGAUACGAGAUCCGAUCGCCUUGCUUCUACAUUUCGUCCUCUUACUGCCUCUGCAUCUGGAUCAAACCUACUUUACAACGGUCGUGAAAAUGGUCUACAACCUGGUGUAUUAUCAAGUCGUCUCGCAAAUCUCUUGCGGAUUGACGGGAGCAGAGAGAGCGAAGGCAUGCGAAGGUGCAUCCGUCGGACACAUAGACUCGUUCGCGGCCGCGCUGGCGCUCAUCAAUCAAUCCUUGGGAGAGUCGGAAUUGUACAUGGAAGACGACGGUGCCGGAUGCAGCUCAACGCAGGUCAACGUGGUGGCCCUCGAGCAGCAAGUGCAGAAGUUGUGUCUGCCCUUUCUGCGGAUUGCCUCCCUGCUCAGACAUCACAUCUACAACCAGCCGCUGCCGGAUAUACGGGCACCGCAGUCCGAGUUCGUGCGGCUCGUCUACUACCUGGAACUGGUGACGGAGGGCAUGGACUGGGGCUGUUUCAAUUCGGCGGUAGCCCUCAAUUGGCCGCUCGACACGGACGCCCACGUGCACCGCUCGACACCGAGCACAUGGUGUCUGCAGCUGGCUAGCUACGCCCAGAGGUACCACAUUGCUGCCAAGAGCUUUUUGGUGGACCAGCACAUCACCUGGCAGCCGCCGCGACUGCUCGAGCUACCUCGCGAAUACGAGAAGAUCUUCACGUACUAUCAUGAGAGGCCGUGCAGUCAAUGCCACUCGGUGCCGCAGGAGACGAGCAUUUGCUUGCUCUGCGGCACCAUCGUCUGCCUGAAGCAGAACUGCUGCAAACAGCAGAACGUCUGUGAGGCGGUAGCCCACUCCUUGGAGUGCGGCGCCGGCACCGGCGUCUUCCUCGUCGUCACCUCCACGUACAUUAUUGUGAUACGCGGUCGUCGCGCCUGUCUCUGGGGUUCCCUCUAUUUGGAUGACUUCGAGGAGGAAGACAGAGAUUUAAAACGCGGUAAACCGUUGUAUUUGAGCAAGGACAGGUAUCAGCUGUUGGAGCAGCAAUGGCUCGCCCAUCGUUUCGAUCACACCAAGAAAACGUGGGUGUGGCAUCGAGACGCUCUCUAGACGAAACAUGAUGAAUAUUAUAUGGAUGGAUGAAUAUAGGUAAUAAUAUGAGAACUGCCAACGAACGACCGCGACGACGACGACCAUGAGCGCAUGCAAACAACGCCAACGACGAUCAUCAAAUCUAAUUAACCAACCAACCAACCAACCAAUCAGUAACAAAACAAAUAUUUAACAGCAACCACGCACCAUCCACCAUCAUCGUACGCAUGCAACGUGCUGCAGCUAGCUAGCUACCAGCUCCUCCUCCUACGUUCAAAAAGAGAGAGAGAGAGUAUGAAAGGACACGUUUUGUUUGAUGCAAAGAAAGAAAAAAUCUUUAGUCUCUUUAUACGAUGAUUAAAGUUUAGUUUACACUCGUUAUUUUUGCCUCUAUUCAAACACAUACAUACAUACAUACAAUUCUAUUUCGGCUUGUCGUCUCCUCUAGUUGAACAAACAACAAAUAGAGUGUGUGUAAUAUUUAUUUAUCUAUCGCUUCUGCUGUUUAAACGAACUAUUAUUCCGCCCUUAGCGCCAAUAACUCUAAUCUAGUCCAAUGAAACGGCAGACAACACACAUUAAUCUCCGCCCCUCCCUCUACAGACGUAUUGCACGUAUUGCAUAUUGUGAUGUGUGUUCCUCCUACUCCUCCUCCUCCUCCUUCUCACCUAUCAAUUACAUCAUCUUCAAUGCUGCAUUUGACUUGAAUAAGCGCAGCGCAACAUGAUAAAUCAUAUUUAUAUACACACACACACACAGACAAUUCUAAACAUAGACUGUAUGCAUACAUACACUGUUGUUGUUGUACGUCCUAUUUUGUAAUUUUAAAAAUGUAACGACAAUGGGAAAGAAUGAGAUUACAAAAGCACGAAAAUAAUCUCUGUAUGUUUUCGUAUGCUAGUGGGCAAGCGUGUGUGUAAACAUCAGUUUGGUCUUUUAUUAUAUAAAAAUAUUUGUUUUCUAUAUUUAUACCUGGUGUAUAAACAAAGAAACAGAGACAGUAACUAAUGGAAGCGAGAGCGGGCGAGAAUUUGCGAACGACAGUGUGUGGCUGGACGAUUUAUUUUUUAUUUUUGGAGUUUGGAAAGAAAGAAAAGAAAGCUAGGAA